UUUUAUCCCCGCGAUCGCAAAAUUACAGGCUCGCGAUGUGUGCCGGGAAAAUUUUCUUGAAAUGUUCAACCUAGUCCCAGGAGUUCUUAUUGGGUUUCGUGUGCUUGGCUUUCCUGUGGUGGUAAGAGUUGUGACGUCACAGGGGACCACCUCCAUCUUGCGGGUAAGCUCGUCCCCAAGCUGUCUCACGGUUCAUCUUCAAGCACAGGAAACCCGGUAAGAACGCCUGGUACUUGGCCGAGUUAUGCUCAACUCCAGCUAGUCAACAAGUCCGUCAACCUUUUAUUUACACGUAAACUACCUCGACCAGCAUGGCUUCCGAAACGGAGACAAAAAUCCGCCAAGAAGUGAGCAAAGACCAGAACAGAGUUCGUCUACAGGGGGCACUAGCUUUUACUGUAGCCAUAAGUGUAGCGUUGUACCUUCGCUACUCGACUCCGAAGAUCCGUAGCCUUCCAACUCUUGUCGACCGAUUCGCGUACACGCUCCAAUGGGAAGCCGCGUCGUUAUUGACAGUGUUCCUCGGUGUUUAUUUUGUUGCAAGCAAGCGCUUCGCAAGCCCUGCCAUAAAUCCACUGGACAAAACAGCCAAGUCUUUCAUCGAAGUUCCUCAGAGAUUCCUUAAGAAUACCGUAGAGCAGUUUGUGAUGCAUUUCGUGGCGUGUCUGAUCCUGACAACUCAUCUUGCCGAGGAACAAAUGGUCGCCAUCCCUGCGCUCGUCCUACUGUUUGUGACGGGUAGGCUGUGUUUUGGUCUCGGGUAUUCGUAUGGCUACAUAUACAGGGCUUUCGGAUUUGCCCUCACCAUUUUGCCGACGGCUUCAGUUGUUUCGUACUGUGUGUACAGACUUGUUAGUGGAGUUCUGCUUGAGUGAUGACAGCGGAAUUCGUGACGAGUGACUUACGCUCUUCAAUAUUUAUCAUUGCGUGACCUUCAGUGCGGAUGGUGAUGCCACUCUUUCGUUCCCGGGUCCCUGCUCAAGCAAAUGCAAUUUGUAAAUUGACAAUAGAUAAUAAAGGAACACUAAGCGGUUCUACUGAAAGUACUACUAAUGUUGAUAUAGCUUGUAAACGUAGGAUGUGGCUAACGAAGUUUACCUUAAUAAUUAAAAUUGUGAUCCACA
Messenger RNA from Nematostella vectensis (starlet sea anemone), 1124 nucleotides. RefSeq lists its product as uncharacterized. Bases 312 to 875 code for a protein of 187 amino acids. The transcript has a single exon. The record is from RefSeq and is a predicted model, not a curated record. Gene Ontology annotation, cellular component: lysosomal membrane; trans-Golgi network membrane. Lineage: Eukaryota; Metazoa; Cnidaria; Anthozoa; Actiniaria; Edwardsiidae. Gene Ontology annotation, biological process: regulated exocytosis.